GUUCCAUCUCGACUCUUGAAAUUGACCAUAAACGUCAGGCACAUCGAUCGCAAUGCCGCUGCCGCUCAGGAGUGAUCUCCACACGCUUGAUGAGACUACGUUUGAUUACAUCUACGAGGAGAAUGCCACCAUUCGUCUUCCGGGCGGCCGAGGUAUAGUCCGCUGUAACGUCUACCGACCCAAGGACACUUCUCGAACAUACCCUGUGCUUGUUACGUAUGGCCCAUAUGGCAAGGAUGUUCAUUACUCGGUCUUCCAUGCAGCAUCGUGGUCAGAGGUUCCGCAGGAGCAUCGUUCUCCACAUUCUGCUUGGGAAACACCAGAUCCAGGCUUUUGGACCCGCAAUGGCUACGCAAUCGUCCGGGCCGACGAAGUAGGACUUGGUCAGUCUCCAGGAGUCCUCGACACCAUGUCUCGCGACACAAGUCUUGCAUUUGCCGAUGUUAUCGAAUGGGCUGCAGAUCAACCGUGGUCAGCUGGCAAGGUUGGACUGCUUGGUAUCAGCUACUAUGCUGGUAGUCAGUGGCGCGUAGCGGCAAGGAGGCCGCGUGGAUUGGCGUGCAUCAUUCCCUGGGAAGGCAUGAGCGACUACUAUCGGGACCGGUGUAGGCACGGCGGUAUACUGUCAAAUACCUUCAUUGACUUCUGGUGGAACCGCCAAGUAUUGAAGAACCAAUAUGGAAGGCCAGGCCGUGCUGCGCAAGGUUGGUGCUCAGACACCAUUGAAGGCUCGCUUGAGGAGACCGAACUUCGCACCAAUUGUCACGAUCAGACUCUCGAGAACGUGCAGAAUUGCUUCAUGGAUCAAGAAUACUACUCAUCCAGAGACUAUGAAAUGUCUGAUAUCCAGGUACCACUACUCUCCGUCGGCAAUUGGGGCGGAAUCCUGCUGCAUCUUCGUGGGAAUGUGGAAGGCUUCAUGAACGCUGGGUCGCAGACCAAGUACUUACGGUUUGUUACUGGACGUCAUGAUCUCCCAUUCUAUACGGCAGAAUGUGUCGCACUUCAGAAGAGUUUCUUAAACGCCUUUCUGAAGGGUGACGACCCACAAGGGUGGUCGCAAGCCAAGCAGCCGCCGAUCGGGUACAAGCUUCGAAUAGGUGAUGUUGGGUACAACGACUCCGCGGCAGAAGAUGCUUAUCCCAUCAAACAUGGACAAGCUUGGCCCCUCCCAGACACUCGUUACACGAAAUACUAUCUGACUGCGGCCCGGGAACUGACAACUUCUCCGGGUGAGACGAUGCAGACUAAGGGAUGCAUAUCAUACGAAGCACUUGGCAGUCUGGAGCACGUUCAGGCGGUGCAUUUCUCCUCCGCACCGUUUGAUGAAACGGUCGAGUUCACUGGUCAUGUCACUGCACACCUCAACGUCUCCGUCACAGCAGUCAGCGGAUCCGACACACAACCUUCAGACAUUGAUAUCUUCCUUACACUUCGUCAUCUCAAUGCCGAUGGAAAGGAGAUAUAUUACACAGGAACGAUAGGAGAUCCGGUCCCAGUAACGAAGGGCUGGCUACGCUGCAGUCUUCGCGCAAUCGAUGAAUGCAGUCCACGCCACGCACCCUGGCACCCAUGGAGAGCUUAUCGGUCUAUCGACUCUUCUGCUCUGCACCCCGGUACGGUGUAUAGCGUCGACGUGGAGAUCUGGCCAACCAAUGUGGUCAUUCUUCCGGGUGAGAGACUGAUAUUCGAAGUCUCUUCUGGUGACACGCAAGGUGCUGGUUUGUUCAAACACACUUCUGAGGAGGACAGGCAUGUCGAUCGAUUUGCCGGGGCGAACCAUAUUCACUUCGGGGAAGGUUAUGACAACUGGGUAUUGAUGCCCGUCAUUGGGGCUACCUCGAGCGGGCAAGGGUGCAGUGCCUCGUCAGUAGACCAUUGA
Molecule: messenger RNA, 1882 nt
Organism: Baudoinia panamericana UAMH 10762
Lineage: Eukaryota; Fungi; Ascomycota; Dothideomycetes; Mycosphaerellales; Teratosphaeriaceae
Exons: 3
Coding region: 53-1882 (609 amino acids)
Molecular function (GO): dipeptidyl-peptidase activity
Source: RefSeq, a predicted model, not a curated record